AUAUUACUGCGACAAGAGAACAGCUGUGAACGAAAAGAUGGACGGUAUCACUGGUGACAUUUGUUGUUCAAUACAAACAAUGGACGUGUUUAGUGUUUGUAAUUUAACUGACCGUUGUGUGGAAUAAAUAAUAUUUUGUUCUUAACAAUGUGACAGACAGUGAAGUGUUAUGAACAAUGGAUAGGUAUAAUUCGAAUUAGUAAAUAUUUCGGUUAUUGAUCCUGUACCCUAUACAAGUUGCACGACGUAUGAUUUGCCUCAAAAGUGAAAGAGUUUCGACAGUUAAAAUUACAGUUUGAUAUAAAGUUCGUAUAAUGGAGUGUGUUGGUGAUUUUGAAUACAACAGCAAAGAUUUGAUUGGCCAUGGUGCCUUUGCUGUUGUGUUCAAAGGCAGGCACAAGAAGAAUCCAAAUUUUGUGGUUGCCAUCAAAAGCAUCACAAAGAAAAAUCUGGCCAAGUCACAAAACUUGCUGGGAAAGGAGAUUAAAAUAUUGAAGGAGUUGACAGAGCUUCAUCAUGACAAUGUUGUGGCGUUGCUUGACUGUAAGGAAACAUCACAUAAUGUGUUUUUGGUCAUGGAGUACUGCAAUGGAGGUGACUUGGCAGAUUACUUAGGGGUGAUGGGCACACUCAGCGAGGACACAAUUCGACUCUUCCUCUGUCAGCUGGCGGGAGCAAUGAAGGCGUUGUAUGCAAAGGGUAUUGUCCACCGGGACCUAAAGCCACAGAAUAUAUUACUGAGUCACAGUGGUGGGAAAUCCUGUCCACAGCCACAAGAGAUUCGAUUGAAGAUUGCUGACUUUGGCUUUGCAAGGUUCCUUCAGGAUGGCGUGAUGGCAGCGACGCUGUGUGGGUCACCAAUGUACAUGGCACCAGAAGUGAUCAUGUCUCUGCAGUAUGACGCUAAAGCUGACCUGUGGAGCCUAGGUACCAUCGUGUUUCAGUGUCUGACUGGCAAGGCGCCAUUCCAUGCCCAGACACCACAGGCACUCAAGCAGUACUACGAGAAGAAUGCAAACCUUGCUCCAAAGAUCCCAUCAGGAACUUCUCCGGAAUUGGCUGAUUUGUUAUUGGGAUUACUGAGACGUAAUGCUCGUGACCGCAUACCGUUUGAUAGUUUCUUCAACCACCCAUUCCUACAACGCCGCCCAGAACCCUCCCCACCACAGUCACCACCAUCUUGUCCGUUACCAGGAGAGCUUCCAUCUUCUCCUGGUGCCCUGUUUACUCCUGCCACUGUAGCAACAUCUGCAGGGGCAACAGUGACUGUAGCCAGCCCGAUGCAACAGAAGGCUGAGUCCGGCUCUUCGGUUCCAGGAUCACCAGUUUCUGGUAGGGGCCAAGGCAGUAGCUCCAGUCCAGAAGAAACAGAUGAUUUUGUUCUGGUCCCUUCCAACAUACCUUCAGACGUGUCUAGUGACAGUAACCAUGCAGAAAGGCUGGUUAAGGGACACAGGCCUUGCUUGGCGAUUGCUAGUCCUCCAAGGCCAAGUUUCCUUCCUAUCUCAGAGCCAAUUCCAGUCCCGACACAAAGGGGUGUAUAUCAGCAGCUUCACUCUAAUGAAGGACUGCCCUCUCCGACAAAGAGCACAGUUCCCAGAUCUCAGCCGAUUAGCAUGAAGCGUGGGGGUGAUCACACGAGGACAGCACCACCAGAUCUCACCUCCCUCUCUCCACCUUCAGUUCAGUUUAUGAUUGGGACUCCACCAGGAGGAGGGCAGCGUCGACGAUCAGCGUCAGGAAGCUCAUGUGAAACUCCACCUCCUGUCACCACUUGGCAAGUUUCGCCAGUUUCUGGAGGGAAACUCACUCCAACGAGUUCACCUCUGAGACGGUCAGGUGCCAGCUCUCCACUUCUGAGUGGCCCAUUAGCUAUGCUUCCUCCUAUUUUGGACUCGCCAAUACGCCUUGCUGACAAUAACAAUCUUCACCAUUCACCUGUGAUGCCAUUUGGCACACGAGCCAUGACGCUACCUGAAAUUUCAGGCGGAUACCAGCGCCUUUUUAGUGAUGCUCCAGUUCCUCCAAUAGAUGGCCCCAUCACUUUCGUUGCGCCAGAACUACCCGAGGAAACACUUCUAGAGAGGGAACACAAUGAGACUCUAGCUAAGUUAAAUUUUGUGCUGGCCUUGUCGGAAUGUGUGGUAGAAUUAGCACAAGCAAGAGCAACACCUUUAGCAGCGCUCACUGAGAGUACAAGUGUACGUCAACAGACAGAAGGCAGUCGUCGUGCUGAACAGUUAGUGUUGCUAGUACGGGCAUUGCAGCUGCUUAGUUCUGGGCUCAACUUAGCCACUCAGCAGUUACGAGCAGGCCAGCUACAGCCUUCAGCUUCUGUUAAGAGUGUUGUGAGUGUCAUGAAUGCCAAAUUCAGGCAAUGUCUCAGUGACUGCAAGCAGUUGAACACUCCAGGGUUACUUCAGAAGGCUGGUGUGGAUCCAGGAAGUACAAACAUCACGGCUGAUAGGAUCCUGUACAACCACGCGAUCCAAAUGUGUCAGACGGCAGCUUUGGAUGAGCUGUUUGGGAAUCCAGAGGAAUGUUUUCAGCGCUACCAGACUGCACAGAUAUUGCUGCACAGUCUGUCGCAGCAAGUGAACCAUCAGCAGGACCGAGCACUACUCACAAAGUACAAAGAUGCUGUUGAGAAAAGGCUGUAUGUACUCCAGCAGCAGGGCUAUAUCUACUCCACCUGACCUGAUACCUGGUGGACAUAUGUCAUUACUACUAAUAUUAAUACUACUACCAUUGCUGCAAGGGUGUCUACUUGAUGAUCCAAAACCUGCCAGACUGCUUGUGCUGGGCAACUGAACAUGACAGAUGUCUUAGCUUGCUGCUUGUUUCCCUUGUAGAAAAUGGUUAUCAAGGACUUGCUAUAGGUGGCAUUUAUCUUAUGAUCAUAUCCAAUCAGAUGGUACAUGUACAUUUGGGUGUCCAUACUAAUGAGGAAGUGCAAAGUCUUUAGUAAUGUUGUUUUGGCAAAACUGUAUUCGUAACUCCCGCAGUUAACUAUAACAUGUCAAGUUCGAUGUGAUCGGUAGUGCCAUGAGAAAGAAUCUUUCAAGUCAGGUUUUGUUUCAUGUCAGCAGAAGUCAAAGUGAAGUCUUCUGUGAGAUUUCAGAUUCUCAUAGCAGUAACGGAAGGUACCAUCUUCUGGGAUAUGACACCCUGUAAUCUGGUAGAUCAGUGUGAAUGCUUUGGAGGAACUUGCUGGCUCCAUCAUCAGGGUGUAAGAUUAGGCAGUGAUGGGACUGGGGUCUGGAUCACAUAUAGUAUUUGUAUAAUCAUUUCCUUGCUUCACUUACUCUUCUGCCUGAAGAUGGAGGCACUAGUUUACUCUGAAACAUUGGUGUUGAUUUACUAGGCUUCAGUGAUAUCUCAUCCCACAGGAUAUUAAUUUCAAUAGUCAUAAUUUUUGUUGAAGUGGGUAUGUUUAUUUGUAGAGUGAAGACAGGAAUGAUCAGCAAGAGCUGAUCCAAAAGAAGCCUGUUAAAUAUAUUUA
Molecule: messenger RNA, 3502 nt
Organism: Cryptotermes secundus
Lineage: Eukaryota; Metazoa; Arthropoda; Insecta; Blattodea; Kalotermitidae
Gene: Atg1
Product: serine/threonine-protein kinase unc-51
Exons: 21
Coding region: 315-2696 (793 amino acids)
Biological process (GO): peptidyl-serine phosphorylation; axon extension; protein autophosphorylation
Cellular component (GO): cytoplasm; autophagosome
Molecular function (GO): protein serine/threonine kinase activity; ATP binding
Source: RefSeq, a predicted model, not a curated record